AGGCAGAUUCUUAACCACUGCGCCACCAGGGAAGCCCCCCCAUGAUAUUUUUUAAUUGAAAAAUUUACUGAGAUAAAUGUAGAUUCAUGCAAACUUAAAUAAUACAGAGUAAUCCUUUGUACACUUGGCCAGUGCCUCCAAAUACCAUUUUACAAAAUUCAUAGUAUAAUAUCACAACCAGCAUAUUGACACUGACAUGAUCUACCAAUCUUGUACAGAUAUCCCUAGUUUUACAUAUCCCUAGUUUUACUUGUACACACUUGUGUGUGUCUGUAUAUAUUAAGUUCUAUACAAUUUUAUCAAUUGUGUAGGGUUCAUUUAUAUAGCACCACAGCCCAGGUACUGAACAAGUCCAAAAACCAUAAGAAUCUCUCAUGCUGCCCUUUUAUAAACACAACCUCCUUCCCACAUCCCCUCCCUGCACCUCUAACUCUAAGCCCUGGCAAUCACUAAUGUCUUCUAUUUCUAAAAUUUUGUAAUUUCAGUAAUGUUAUAAGUUGAAUCGUACAGUGUGUAAUCUUUUGGGAUUAGCUUCUUUCUGCUCAGCGCAUUCCCUGGAGAUUAACCCACGUUGUAUGGCCAUAGUUCAUUCCUUUUUAUUGCAAAGCCAUGAUCCAAGGUAUGUAUUGAAGUUUAACCACUUACCUGUCAAAGGACAUCUGAGCUGAUUCCACUUUUUGACUAUUAUGAACAAAGCUGCUGUGAACAUUUGUGUAUAGCUUUUUGAGUGAAUGUGAGUUUUCAUUUCUCUGGGAUAGACACCCUGGAGUGCAAUUGCUGGGUUGUAUGGUAGUUCCAUGCUUAGUUUUUUUAAGAAAUUACCAAACUCUUUUCAGAGAGGCCAUACCAUUCUACGUUCCCCCGUGAUAUUUUGUGUGUGUGUGUGUGUGUGUGUGUGUGUGUACGAAGAAUCCAAACCAGUUUUUAAAAAUAGUCCCACCUACAUUUUUAUUUGUUUGAUUUUUUUUACCCGUAAAAGUAUCAUUGAGUUUGUUUCUCUACCUCCUGAAUUUCCUGUAGACUGGAGGUUAGGGCUAGAGGUUUGAUUAAAGUUAGGUUAGAUUUUUGUUGUUGCAUCACAUGAACCCUAAGGAAGUCAGAGUGUGCUGGUGGACAGCAAGUCUCUUUGAACAGUGAUUAAACACGACACAGCACAGACUCAGAAUGACAGCAAACAUGUAUCAAGGGCAUUGGGGUAUUGUGCCAUGAACCCUGAAGAGUGAAAGGUGAGGAUCAGAUUCCUGCCCCCAAAGAACUCUAUCUUUUGAAAUUAACAACUAAUUCUAAUAGUGUGAGCCCACUAAUAGGGAUAUGCCAAGUAGCAGCUUGGAGACAGCAAUUAAUUCUGCUUUGGGGGUAUGUGUAUGGGGUUAUAAAACUUAAGGCUGAACUCUGAGGUGGCCUUUGAAUAAAAGAAAAAUAGAUUCCAUAUAGAAUGGCCAUAAGUAAUGAUCCUGAGGUGUAAAGGGCAUUUUGGAGUCCCUGGUUUUACAUAUUAUGGAAUUAAAAUUUUGUGGCCAAUAAAGAAACUCUGGAAGUUUGUGUGCUUUACAAGGUAAGCUGUAUUAGCACUGAAGCAGUGGAAAGAGUGGAUGACAGCAGGCCAGGAGACCCAUGAGUAAACCAUUCCAGGCAUCUGUGUGUGAGAUGUCCUAGACGAGGUGCCACAGAGAGAAAGAGUAGGGUUCAGAUAUUUAGGGUUAGAAUUCAAAACUGUGUCUGAAGUUUUAAGCUUUUGUGGAUAUGACAUUGCUACAUUAACUACGUUUGGAACAUAUUAGAGGUCUGAGAGGGAAGAUGAAUAUUAACGUGUUGUGUUAUGAGUCUAUGGGACAGUCGAGUAAAGAUGUCCACGUAGACUGUUGUAAAUAUAACAUCUGGAGCGCAGGGGAUAGUGUAAGGAGGUGUAGGGAGAAGAGGGCUUAUGAUGGGUUAAGGGGCAGGCAAGAAACGAACCAAGUUCAAUCCCCGUGCUGAGGAGCCUUGUUGUCCACAAGCUUGCUCUGACUUCCUUCAAAGGGAGACUUAAACGGCCUGGGCAAGGACUUGCCGCUGACCCUGCAGGCUCGCUUAACUAGCACGCCCCCAAAGCUAGCCUGGGGCAGAAGCCUGGCGCGAACGUGUGGGUCACGCGGGGCGCCGGUGGGUUGCUGCGUGCACAGGAAAAGCGUGGGAAAGGCGGGGGGAGGGCUGCGCCUGCGCAGUAGCAGGUCGUCAGUUGGUUAGUGCGCAGACCUGCCCAGCUGCGGAUGGAGGGAUGGAGCCGCCCCGAGACGUGCGCAAGGUUUCCAGCACAGCACAUAACCGCAGCGGGCGGGUCCAUUCCCUGUACACAGCCCCGAUACUUCAGAGGAUUCCCCGUAUCAACUUGGAAAACACACAUGCUAGAGGGUCGGAGUUCUCUUCUGCAACCCGUAACAUCCAGGAGCAGGGCAAGACCUUGAAUCGGCCCAAAGACGAGGCCAAGGAUGGUCCUGGGCACCGGCUGCUGAAUAUGCUGAGAAAAACUCUUAAAGGGUCUGAAAGUAAAGAACUAGAAGUGACACCUGAGGCACCAACUUUGGUGCCAUUUGGCGAUGUGGUUGGCUGCCUAGCCAUUCAUGUAAAGAAGUGCAAACAUUUUACGCCUAAGAUCAGUUUACAACAUUACAGUAAUUUGUUCAUUCGCGUCUCUAUUAACAACGUGGUGAAAUGUACAAAAAAGUAUAGCUUGCUACCCCCAAACAAUGAAGAGGACACUGUAAUUACAUUUGAUGAAGUGAAAUAUUUUUCUGUACAGGUUCCUCGACGUCAAGAUGAUGAGAAGAAUAAUAUUUACUUAGAACUAAUGCAACAUGACAGUACAAAAUAUCUUCUUUUAUUAGGGAGUGUUCAGGUACAUCUUUAUGAAGUAAUUCAGAAAGGGUGCUUUACUGAAGAACUCCGAAUGUUGAAAAGAAACACAUUUAUCUGCAGGGCAGAAGUGGAAUUUAUGUUCUCCUAUGGAAACUUUGGUUAUGGAUUUUCACAUCAGUUAAAACCUCUUCAGAAAAUUAUUAAGCCAUCUAUGUUUAUGAAUAUUGCACCACCUCCAGAAAGAACAGACCCUGUGACAAAUGUUAUUAUACCACAACGAAUAGAAUAUCCAGCAUUCUUAUCCCCAGACCUGAAUGUUUCGGUUGGGGUGCCAACUACAGCAUCCCAAUCCAACCAGCCAUCUGUAGUACGACUUGAAAAACUUCAGCAACAACCCCGGGCAAGGCUAGAAAAAAUGAAAAAAGAAUAUAGACGUCUGAGUACAUGGAUAGAAAAAGCUAGCUAUUUAGAAGGAGUUCUUACCCCAAGAUUGGAACGUAAAGAAACUAAGGAAAGUAAUACCAAUGAGAUACUUGAAAGCCAAUUGGAAGAGAGACCUACAGAUACCGUAACAUCAGAUAUCCUUCUUAUAAAGGAAGAAGCUGAAACUCUUCCAAGUGAGUUACUGGAUAAUGAUGAUAAGAAAGGCCUGACUCUGCCAACUUUGAACCAGUCGGGUGAAGAUGAUUCAAAUGUUGUUGCUCCUAAAAGUGACAUGUCAACAAAGGAAACAGAUACUCCAUUGCCCACUAUUCCUAGGCUGACGUUAGCAGAAGAGGACGAAAUACCACCUUUAGAGGAACACCAGCAAGAGGCUAUGCCGGAGAGAAAAAUGAAAAAUCUGUUCUUCCCACCAGAAGAAAAAAUGAAAGAUAGAUAUCCAAGCCUUUUAAAAACUGACUCAUCUCCAUCAGAGAGUUCACAUUGUUCCUGUAGCACAGUGAAUGAAAAUUUAAAUAUCGCUAAUGGUUUAGAUGAGUUAAUACAAGAUAAGGCCUAUGGACAGAAAAAUACAAAUAGAAAAAGAAAAUCAGUGGCUUUUUCACCAAAAGAAUACAUUUCACCAUCUUUCAAACCAGAAUAUAUAGAAUUCAAGCCAAAAUAUCAGAAAUUCAACAUCAAGAAUGGUUUUGAUCCUUUUCUAAGGAAUAUAAACAACAAAAUGUCAGUCAGAAAAAGGAAAGACCAAGAUAUGUUCAAAUGUAGAAAUAUUUUAAGUGCCGAGGUUAUAGAGUAUGAAGACCAAGAUCCUCCUUACCCAACACAUUCAAAAACUGCAAGCCCUGCUAAUAAAACCUGGCCCCAUAAUCUUGAUAUCAUCACAAUAAAGGGUUUAGACACUAAGAAUAAGUUAGCCAGUGAUCCUGGUAUCACUGCACUAAAGACUUCAGACCUUAAGAAUAAGUUAGUCCAUGAUCCGGGUAUCAUCACAAUAAAGACUUUAGACACUAAGAAUAAUUUAGCCCAUCAUCCUAGUAUCACCACAAUAAAGACUUUAGACACUAAGAAUAAGUUACAGGAAAGGCUACCAAAUGUAUCUUUACCAAACUUUGAGGGAGAAUCAUCAAUGACUGGAAAAGUAAAUGUAAAUAAAUGUUGCCUCUCAAAAUCAUUAAGUCUUACUUCCCACAUAGAAAAUUUAAAACAAUCAAUGGUGCUCAAGUUAAUUUUAAGUAAAAAUCUGCAAGACCUUUCAAAUAGAUUAUUUUGUACACCUGAAGUUUCUAUGGACACCGAAGCAAGAAAGAAAAGUCAUAGUUCUCCACUUCUGGCUCUUCAUGAUGAACAACCAAGUAGUUUGGAAGGCGAAGUAUUUGAAAAAAUUCAAGAUUUAAAUAGCUGGCUUUCAGAAGGAGGCAUUUUAAAUUCAAAGUCUCUUUUAAAUGAAAUAAUUAAAGAUAUUCCCACAGAUUCACUUUCAGAAGGUGGACCAGGAAAUUCUCCAGAGGUAGAAAAGGAACCUGUCUCUGAAAAACACUUAGAGGCUGGUGAGAUAGAUUUUCCAAUUAAAAAAAAGAGUAGUUUCAACAAGAAACAUUUAAAAAGUGAAGUAUCUAGCUCCAAACCAGAUUUGAAUAGCCUUGUAUAUGAUUAUGUUAUAAAGCAAAUAUUUACUGCACCGGUCUUCUCAGAGCUGGGGAGAGGAGUGAAAGAAUGGAGUGAGACACAGAUAAACUCUCAGAGUCAAUUACCCACAGCUUGGGAGAGUUCGCCUUCCAAUGUUCUAAUUCACUAUGAAGAAAACAAUAAUGAAAUAGAAUUUCCGCCGGCCAAAUCUGUUAUAAGCCAGAUAAUACAAGCAUUUCCUGUAGAUACUCUUUUAGAAUUGGGGAUAAUCAAAGUGAUAGAAUUAGAUAAAGAAUACCAGAAGGGUUUUUUGCUGUAUACAGAGACAGCUUUUGCUGAAGAAAAGCCAAAGUAUUCCACAGAGUAUUAUUCAGAUAUCAGAAGCAAAACAGAACCUCUUUCAGAGCAGAAUACACCCAUCAUUCACAAAGAAAUCACUUCUUUUAAUGGAGUUGAAUUCAUAGACAAAGGCCAAAAUAGAUCCCCACAAGAUUCAAAAUAUCAGUCGACACCAGAUAAAAAAACAGAUUUGCCAAGUAAUGGUCAGAGGCUUGAUAGAGAAGAAAAUGAUCUAAGUUCUACUUUAGAAAAUUUAAGUAAUGCACUAAUGGGUAAACUUAAUAACUCUGAUGUAAUAAUGUUAAAAUCCUUUUUGAAAAAGAUAUUUAAUGUUUUUUUCAAAUAUAGUCAGUCUAAAGGCAGACAACCAGAAAAAGAAUUAGAAAGACUAAUUGAACAUCCUUUUCCAAGUCAGACAGAAGACCUUGAAGAAAUCGAAGAGAAUUUUGAUAAAGUAGACAAAUUGGGGAGAAAACCUAUUUUGAAUCCAAAGCUGCAUGUAUUUCUAGAAGAACUCUCAGAGUCAGAAAUAAAAAAAUUUAAAUCUGAAUUAAGUAAACAUAUCCAGCAUUACCUUGUAGAAAGGCUUUCAGAAUCAGGAUACAUCACCAAAGAGGACUUACCAGAAAUCUAUCAAAAUCUGUAUUUGAUGAAUGAGAAAGUAGAACCAAAAGGGCAAAAUAUUUUUCUGGAGAAAUAUUCAGAAACUGUAAAAGAAAUCAUGUCUUUUAUAAAUAAUUUUAAUCAUCAUUUCAUAGAUAAACAUUUGGAAAUAAAGCUAAGAUCUUUUUUAAAUGAAAUUCUCCAAAACUAUUUCCUAAAAAACCUUUCAGACAACAGUUUAUUUAAAGACGCAGAAUCUGAGCCUAUACACUCAAAUGUAUCUUCUCUAAGAGCUAAAAGUGCCUCAAUAUCUUUUCAUGAGUUAGGACAAGAUAUUUCAAGAGGGAGUUUUGGUAGUAGGCUUGAAAUAAACAUGAAAUAUCCCUUAAGUAAAUCUCUACAAAACUAUCUUAUAGCUUUAUCAGAAAAUGAACUCUUAGAUCUAAAAGCUGAUUUAAGCAAACACCUCCAGAGCCUUUUUAUAGAAAAACUGUCAAAAUCAGGACUAAUCACAGAAAGGCAAUUAGAGGGGAUAAGCCAGCAUAUAAAUUUGGUUAAUUCUACUUCCACACCAUUAAAAUGUAUAAAGCCAGAUUUGUCUUUAAGAGAUGAAAAUCAGUUUGUGGAGGACCAUUCAGAAAAGCAAAAUAAAUAUUCAAAAAUUGCUCAGAAAACCACUUUACAAAAGGUUUCUGAAGAUAGACCUGUAGAAACAGAGUUGACCAAAAAGGAAGAAAAGGAACAUUUUUCCUUAGAGAAUAUUAAAUAAAGUCCAUCAAUAAUUCAGGAACAGAAAAGAUACUAUCCUAAGGAAGUGAAAAUACUCAGUUUAAUUAAAGUACAACCUUGUUCCAACAAAAAUACCCAGGCAAUUCCAGUAAAUAAGCCAUCAGAAAGACUUACAGAUACAAUGCCUAAGAAACAAAGGAAAGAACACGGUUUCAUGCAGUUUCCUCAAGCAGAGAACUGUGAUUUUAAAACAGAGAUACAAGACCCACAUAGUUGGAGUGGUAAAUCAAAAAUAACUCAAUCAAAUGCUUGCUUUGAAAAGACACUGAAAAUGAAGUCCCUUGACAAAAAGGAGCACAAUAACACCUAUAAAUUGAUAGUACAAGAAAAACCUGAAGCAGUACUGUCACCGUAUCCAAGAAUUCCUAAUUGCAAGAUGCCAAGAUGCCAAGAUGAGGAAUAUGUAAACAAACUCACUUUUCCUUCCAGGCAAAGUAAUACUCUAACUCGCCUCAAUGCAGAGGCUGGAGAGAAAUCAAAAUUAGAAGACUAGUAUCGUCAGAGAUGGAAAGGAAAUAAUAAUUAUAGAAAACAACAUUUAGUAACAUUUGCACAUUACAAAGAAGAAAUACAAACUCUUUAUAUAAAACCAAACAAACUCUUAUAUAAAACCAAACAAAAGGUCCCUGAAUCACAAUUGCUUAAAUAUAAAGUUUUGAUAGCUGAGAAAAACUCAAAACCAUCCCUCUUCCCGGAAGUACUAAAGAGAGAAAAUCUAAAGCCCAAGGGUCAAAAAGAAAGAGACCAUGUCAGCAAACAAAAAAAGUCAUUUAAAGAUAGUAUAUUACCAACCACACUGUCCACCACAGGAAUUCUUCUAAGAAAAUCUGUUCCAAGGGCAUUGCUUCAUUGGACUGCAAGAAGAACUAUACACGAUUGUUCGGAUAGAGUUGAGGAUUUAUAUGUAACUUCAUUUAAGCAUCUUGAAAAAGCAAAAUCAAGAGCAAGGCUUUUAGGAAAGAGCCCAAAUGAUAGCCAUGAUCAGUUAAAAUGCUCUGCAAGACCGUAUACUGCUCCAGAGGUUAACAAACAAGAAAGCUACACUGGAAAAUUUACAAGUCCUCGAAUGGUUUCAGCAGGCUUAGUUCAUAUAAAUGAUUCAAUCCCAGAUUAUGAAAUCCAUAAAAUGCAGCCAAAAAAAUUUAAGAGUAUAUUGAAAAACGUUUGCUCAUUUGUGAUAUUAUCCAGAUGUUAAACAGUUCAGAAUGAUGUGUGAGGCCAAUAGUCAGAAUGUUAUUUCUCCAAUUAACAAAAUGGUUUGGAGAUCUGUCCUUUUGUGUGAUAGAAGUCAGUAACCAAAUUCCAUCUUGUUAGAACCAUUUUGUUUUAAUUAAAAUGAAAAAAACACUUUUGAUGUAAAUGUGUUUUGUUUAUGAAUCUUAGAGAACAACCUCAAAGAUACAUAGUCAUUAGUGAAGUUUUAUUUCCCAACUUUUCCCCUUUUUCACUAUUCUCUGAUUUUCCAAAUCUUUGCUAUGCCCUAAAUUAUCCCUGACCACCCAGUGUCAGAGUAUCUAUUUGCAGUUAUGUAUGUUCAGCCUUUUGUUAUGAAUAUACUUUAACUCUUCAGCUCUAGAUUCAACAGUAUGCAAUUCCCUGGGCCUAUAGAACAUCUAUUAAUUUCAAUGUCAUCUGAUAUUACAACUUUUUACACUAUAAAGAUAAUAAAAAACAAGUUUCAUACUACUAAUUCCUGAGGCUUCUAAUACACUGAAGUGACUUUCUAGCUUACUCAAAAAACUAUGAGACAGCCUCUUUAAUAACAUGAAACUCAGGAAGAAACUGUAUAAAACAAACUGCAUUAAAAAUUAGCUAAAUCAGCAUAGGAUUUAAAUUAAGAGACUUUUGAGAAUUGGUUCUAUUCUUAUCAAAUACAAUAUUUGAAUCUUGCUGAACUUUGGUUCACUCUUGGGGAGUAAGAAUUUCAAUUUAUAGAAUUUUUGUCCAUUUCCAUUUUUCUACCAUAAAUCAUAAAGUUUAUGGAGUUUAAAUAGAAUUGGCUGAUAGAAAACAUAAUUUCUGAUUGUUCAUUUAAUGCCAUAAUCAAGGUAGUAAUUUUGGGGGGGAGACCAAGAAUUUCUAGUAAUUCUCAAAGUUGCCAGUACAUAUAUCAAGCAGAGUGUGACUGGGAAAGCACUAUUACCUCUGGAUCUUUCAAGUAGAAGGAACACAGGGAAUUGGUUUCAUGGGUGAUGGAACCAAGUCUAAGAAACUAAAAGGGAUGAUGUGGCAAUCCAGAGAUUGGCAAGAGCAGAAAGUGAUAGCGCCCCUCAGAUAGGACAUCAGGAAGAAGUGGUGUGACCAGUGUCCUAGAGCCAGAAUACAAAGAAGAUACAGCCACUGACAGAGACACCACAAGAAACAGGGGAGUGGGGCAGGGGGUGAGAAAUAACUAUGUUUUUUCUCUCUCAUCCUGCUCUCUAAUCUCCUGCUAUUGCCUCGCUGGAAACCAGAGAGUGAGGGGGCAUGGGAAAUGUAGUUCCCAGUGAAACAGAGCAGAGGAAAAGUGGAGAAACGGAUUUGAGAGCUAACAGGCAACUAACCAACAGUACUUAUGGGGAAAACCAUUGAUCUAGCUUGCAGUAAAGGAAGGAAAUAUUUACUAGAUGGAAAUCUCAAGUCACUUUGCCUCAUUAAACUCUUAACAGUAAUAUUGUGACAUGGUCAAAAAUUUCCUACCAUGGAAAUAAAAUUAAUAUGCCAAACAUUUUGCUAAACUACAUUCUCGUGAAUAAAACAGUAUUCUCAAGGAGUCCACAGUCUACAGGGACAUAAACACAGAAGUAGUUAUAGUAGAGUUGUGUAAGUGUUGUUGGGGAAAGUACUAUAGAAACUCAUGGGAGGUCAUUUUGGCCAAGGUGGCUGUGCUACUUUGGAUCCUUCAGAAAGCAGAUACCAAGAUGAGAUUAGCCAUGUACGGUAGGCAGAAUAAUAACCCCUCCCCCACCAACAUACAAACAUCCCAAUCCCAGGAACCUGUGACUAUGUUACCUUACAUGGCAAAAGAGAUUUUGCAGCUAUGAUUAAAUUAAUGAUCUGGAGCUGGAGAGACUAUCCUGGAUUGUC
Messenger RNA from Aethalodelphis obliquidens (Pacific white-sided dolphin), 9699 nucleotides. RefSeq names its product catsper channel auxiliary subunit tau (gene CATSPERT). The record is from RefSeq and is a predicted model, not a curated record. Lineage: Eukaryota; Metazoa; Chordata; Mammalia; Artiodactyla; Delphinidae.